Metarhizium acridum CQMa 102 is the source of this 3480-nucleotide messenger RNA. The record is from RefSeq and is a predicted model, not a curated record. NCBI's taxonomy places the organism in Eukaryota, Fungi, Ascomycota, Sordariomycetes, Hypocreales, Clavicipitaceae.
AUGGAUGGCAUUGUGGGCACCGCGCCGCCUGGCACCAUGUAUGUGCGAGCGUUAUACGACUACGAGGCAGACGACAGAACAAGUUUGAGUUUCCACGAAGGCGAUGUUAUUCAGGUCAUCACUCAACUGGAGAGUGGUUGGUGGGACGGUGUCAUCAAUGGGGUCCGCGGUUGGUUCCCAAGCAACUACUGCCAAAUAGUUGCGAGCCCGGAGGACUUGCCAGAACACGGCCACAACGGCCCUACAGACCAGGUCGACGACGAACCGGACGAACCAGAGGGCUUCGACGAGAGCUUCGACCAAGAUGACGAUUCCGAGGCAGAAGAUCCCGCAGGACUGCCGCUGGAAGGCACCGAUUCUGGGGACAAAUCAAGAGCCGACUUUUGGAUCCCUCAGGCUACUCCCGACGGACGGCUCUUCUAUUAUAACAUGAUGACCGGCGAUAGGAGUAUGGAGCUACCUCUGGAGUCACCCUUGUCUUCAACCGAAACUGGUCCCAGGGAUCGGGCCAACGUUAACAUUCCAGACAAAACGAGACCUCCUCCCGAGAUGAUGGCGCGCGGGCUGACCCAAGACGAAGACGACGACUCGGCAACCUCUGCCUCCGAAGCCGAAGGCGAGUCCUUAAUGUUCGCCUCUCGAGGCUAUGUGGGGAGAGAUCGAGCUUCCACGAGCGGCGUCUUGUCACCUUCUACCUCUAUGGACUCAAUAAACGGUGCAUCUCCAAACCGACGGAAAAGAAGCGAUGUGCACCCCAACGGCAAGCAGGGCUCUUUACAGCCCCCGAAUAUGGCCUCGGCCACUUCCUUUACCAGCACAACGUACAAUCUGCCAACAACUGCAACUGUUCCGCGUUCCUUUUUUGACGACGGGUCUACACCCCCUUUAACGUGGAGCCUGCUAGUUUCCAACAUGAAACGUGCAAUCGACCGAUAUCGCGAGGCAAUUACGAGAAAUUGCCGAUCAGAAUAUGUUGCUAGAGCUGAAGAUAUCUCGGAUCAUUUGCGACUUCUGCUCGCGGCCGGCUCUGGUACAACAGACAAUCACUCUGGGCAGCCGUCCAUCAUUUCGACCAAUAAGGCGCUGUAUCCUCAUUUCCGAGACAUGAUGUCAAAGUUCUCGAAGCUUGUCAUUUCGUCACACAUUGCUGCUGCCGAUUGGCCCAACGCCGAGUCUGUACAAAAGUGCCUACAAGAAGCAGAUGGGGUUCUCCUUGGAGUCUUCAGUUAUGUUGAGGUAGCUCGACAACAACGUGGGGAAGAAAUACCCCGUCUGUUCCCUGGCUUCGUGAUUGGCAGUACCGUUGGAGGUAGUUGGCAGAACAAUGGUUUGGGGCCAAGAGAUCCCAUCACAGCCAAUUUCCUGGAAGAUGAAGAGGGCCUGGUGGAGCCAUCGGCAAUUCUGAACAGCAAACUCCUCGAAAGAUUAGACGAACAGAAACGCAUAUUGGUAUCGAGCAUUCGCGAGUUGGACAAGAGUCUGAUCACUCCCGAAAAGAUUGUAACGUCCCUUCGUCAUGAGACUGUGGGCAAUAAUGUAUGCUCUGCAGGCGGCAAGGUUGUCGAAACCUUCAAAAUGUGGAUCGCCAUGAUUGAAUCUAUUGAUCUUUCUUCGCUGGGAAGUAGCUUUCAAACUCCCCAGCUGGGCGAUUUUGGUGUCAAUAAACAAAGCCUAUACGACAAUAUUUCGGACUUGAUUCUUGGCUGCCAGGCAGUUGCCGGACCGUUGGCAGAUGAGUGGAACGAAGUGCGGGGCGAGUCUCUUGAAAACCGUCUAGAAUAUGUGCGCCAGUGUGCUAGAGCAUUGGAGACGAAUUCAUCUCACAUUGGGUUUUCUUUGCAACUUCUCUCAGAGCAAGUUCAGGUAAACCCGCAGCUUCCACAGCAUGCCGAGUCUCGUACACGAGAAGACUCGGUCCCACGAGCAACGUUGCAACGGGGCGAAACUUUGCCAUAUGAACGAUCACAUCAGCGGUCGGAGUCGAGAUCUGCCCCUGGCCGGCCGUCCCUGUUGUCGGCACAAUCCUUAAGUGAAGGCGACCCCCCAGCUGGCAAUUUCAGAAAAGGAGACUACUCCAAAGUCAAGAAGAUAUUUGGGGAGGAUCCGUCGCCGCAAACUGGUAUGCAGGCCAACGAUGAUACCCCCGACUUCUUACGGCUUGAUUACGAAAACGAUGUGUCAUGGGAUACCAAGACUGCGUCGCCCACGGUAAAGGGAGGUUCUCUUCUUGCACUAGUUGAACAGCUCACCCGCCACGAUAAGUUAGACUCGAGUUUUAACAACACAUUUCUUCUCACCUAUCGGUCCUUUACUUCAGCGCGAGAGCUGUUUGAGCUGUUAGUUAAACGGUUUGGCAUACAGCCACCAGAUGGUCUCAGCCAAUCAGACUUCGAAUCCUGGCGUGACAGGAAGCAAAAGCUGAUUCGUUUUCGUGUUGUGAACAUCCUCAAGAGCUGGUUUGAUAGCUUUUGGAUGGAGGAGCAGAACGACGAAUCUAGACAGUUGAUUCGCGACGUUUACACUUUUGCAAGAGACACCGUCAAAUCUACAGAGACCCCAGGGUCAGGCCCUCUAAUGGCUGUCUUGGACCAGCGACUGAGUGGUAAAGAAGCCGGUGCUCGUCGAAUGAUUCAAACAUUGAACCAAAGCACGCCAACACCUAUUGUUCCAAAGAAUAUGAAGAAACUGAAGUUUUUGGAUAUUGAUGUCACGGAGUUUGCUCGCCAGCUCACCAUCAUUGAGUCGAGGCUUUAUGGCAAGAUCAAGGCUGCAGAAUGCCUGAACAAGACCUGGCAAAAGAAGGUUGCGGAAGGUGAACCCGAUCUGGCACCCAAUGUAAAGGCAUUGAUUCUCCACUCCAAUCAGAUGACCAACUGGGUCGCGGAGAUGAUUCUUGCCCAGAUGGAUGUGAAGAAACGAGUUGUCGUGAUCAAGCACUUUGUCGCCGUAGCAGAUAAAUGCCGGAGUCUUAACAAUUUCUCUACCCUGACUUCCAUCAUUUCAGCCCUUGGAACAGCGCCGAUUGCUCGACUAAAGCGGACUUGGGACCAAGUGCCCCAGCGAACACAAGGAGUCCUGGAGACUAUGCGUCGGGUAAUGGCUAGCACCAAGAAUUUUGGCGAGUAUCGUGAGGCUCUUCAUGCAGCUAAUCCGCCAUGUAUUCCUUUUUUUGGCGUCUAUUUAACUGAUCUCACUUUCAUUGAGGAUGGCAUUCCCUCGAUCAUCAAGAAGACGAACUUGAUCAAUUUUGCAAAACGCGCAAAGACUGCAGAAGUAAUCCGGGACAUUCAGCAAUACCAAAAUGUGGGAUACUCUCUGCAGCCUGUUCCCGAACUGCAAGAUUACAUAUUAAGUAACAUGCAAGCUGCCGGCGACGUACAUGAAAUGUACGACAAGAGCUUGCAAGUGGAACCAAGAGAGCGAGAAGACGAAAAAAUUGUGAGGUACAGAUACCAAUCAAACGACGGAAGGGAGUUCUAG